AUUAUUGUUUGCAUUUAAAUUUGUAAUUCCAGGAGUUGAAAAAAAAUAUAUUUAAAUUGACAAAAAUGAGUAGUAAAUUUCCAGCUUUGUUGAAAACAAUGUUACCUAAUGGUACUUUCAAUGGAAAGGUUGCUUUUAUAACAGGUGGUGGUACUGGUUUAGGUAAAGGAAUGGCAAAAGUCUUGUCUCAACUUGGUGCUACUGUUGUUAUUGCAAGUAGAAAACUCCUAAUUUGUCAAAAUGCUGCUGAAGAAAUAUCUUCAUUGACUGGGAACAAGGUUUUACCAUUGGAGUUGGAUGUACGUAAACCUGAAAGUGUCAAAUUGGUUGUUGAUACAAUAGAAAAAGAACUAGGUCUUCCCACCAUAGUUAUAAAUAAUGCUGCUGGUAACUUUAUAUCUCCUUUUGAGCGACUUUCUGCAAAUGCUUUUCGAAAUAUUGUUGACAUAGUUUUGAAUGGUACUGCUAAUGUCACUUUAGAUGUUGGAAAAAGGUUAAUUAAAGCUCAGAAAGGUGGGGUCUUUCUUUCUAUAACAACUUGGUAUGCAGAUUUGGGAUCUGGAUAUGUUGUACCUUCUGCAUGUGCUAAAGCAGGUGUUGAUGCCAUGGUGAAGUCUUUAUCAUCUGAGUGGGGGAAAUAUGGAAUACGUUUAAAUGCAAUUGCACCUGGAUCAUUUCAAACAGAGGGAGCUUUUUCUAGACUUGAUCCAACAGGAAAAUUUAUGGAAGCUGCGAAAGAAAAGAUUAUUGUAAAAAGAUUUGGAGAAAUCGAGGAGCUUGCUAAUUUAGUUUCUUAUAUUGUUUCAGACUAUGCUAGUUUCAUGAAUGGGGAGAUUGUGUGUUUUGAUGGCGGGGAAAGAAGAAGUUAUUCUGGAAUGUUUAAUGAACUAAAUAAAAUACCUGAAGAUCAAUGGGAUCUAUUGGAGGGACUGAUUAGAUCUAAAAAUAAGUCAAAGCUUUAAAAAAUAUUUAACAUAUAUGUUAACAAAA
Molecule: messenger RNA, 990 nt
Organism: Hydra vulgaris (swiftwater hydra)
Lineage: Eukaryota; Metazoa; Cnidaria; Hydrozoa; Anthoathecata; Hydridae
Product: 2,4-dienoyl-CoA reductase [(3E)-enoyl-CoA-producing], mitochondrial
Biological process (GO): fatty acid beta-oxidation
Cellular component (GO): mitochondrion
Molecular function (GO): 2,4-dienoyl-CoA reductase (NADPH) activity
Source: RefSeq, a predicted model, not a curated record